Ostreococcus lucimarinus CCE9901 is the source of this 1771-nucleotide messenger RNA. RefSeq lists its product with no specific name. Gene Ontology annotation, biological process: protein ubiquitination. The transcript has a single exon. The record is from RefSeq and is a predicted model, not a curated record. Lineage: Eukaryota; Viridiplantae; Chlorophyta; Mamiellophyceae; Mamiellales; Bathycoccaceae. Gene Ontology annotation, cellular component: Cul4-RING E3 ubiquitin ligase complex. The coding region runs from base 59 to 1705 and encodes 548 amino acids.
CGCCCUCGCCGAGAACAGACAAUCAUGACCACCGCACCGCGCACCGCAUGAGCGACGAAUGAUUCGAAAAGAACGCUCCGACGAUCGCGUCGACGCCGAACGCCGCGCGCGCGCGUCCACGGUGCAGUCCAGGCUCGCGCGUCGCGAAUUCACCUCCGCGUCUGGUGCCAAGCCCGAACAAAUCUUCCGGUCGAUCCCACCGCGGCUGACGAUCCCGAUCGAGCGCGUCAUCGACGACGCUCGCAAGAUGCUCUCGUGCGUCCUGCUCGGCUUCACCGCGGACGGCGAUCAUCUGGUGAGUUACAGCGCGGAGGGAGGAGAGAAUUUCAGCUUCGAGCUGCAAAUUUGGAAAUUUCAACCGGGGGCGCGCGCGCGCUUGCUCGCGACGACGCCGCUGUUCGAGAGCGAUAUGGGCGAUUUCGGACGCGGAAUGCGCGGGUUGUCCGAAGAUUUCGGUGGGGCUUUCGCGGAUGCGCCGACGGAGGCGAACGUGCGGGUACACGUGUGCGAGAGUUGGGACCGUUCGACGCUGGUGGUGCACGGGGAGGCGCGCAGGCACGGAGGAGAGGAUGGAGAUGGACGAGGACGAAUCGCGAAGAAGUGCUGCGUGACGGUACUGCCGUCGCCGGCGAGCGUGAAGCCGGGGACGGCGAUCGCGGCGACGCACAUGAGUUACGUGAGCGCCGCGCUGUCGCCGUUUCAUCCGAGUUGGAGCGGCGUGACGCCGGCGGCGACGCCGCAAGAUGAUGCGCUCGAGCUUGGAGACGAAGGAGAAGAUACGUGCAUCGGUGAUCCAUACGCGUUUAACGCGAAUGAGAUGAGUCCGAGGCGUAAGUUGAGAAAAUCGGACGCUGUGAUGAGAGAUUUAGUUGACGGUGGCAAGUUCGCGCUCAACACCGCAGACGCACUCCUGACGGUGGACAUCGCGACGGCGACGUUGAAUCCGCGAGACGCUCACGAUCGAUCUCUCAUGGAGGUUCAAUUGCAAGGCAGUAUUGGAUCACUCGUUUCCGUGAUUCCAGCGUGUCAUUCGCCGUUGGUGAAAUGGCAUGGAAGUGACGCGAGCGAUUUGAGCGUUGGCAAUGAAGACGUGUACGUGGAAGAUCAAGGCGUGCUUGGUGAUACUGCACCGUACGUUUACGUCUCAGCACUUCCCAGAUCAGUGCGUGUGUGCAUCAUCACGCCUUGGAUCGCGCUCGAAAUGAGUAAAGUCUUGAACUCUUCCUUGCGAGCGGCUUUAGACUUUGGAUUUACUUUGCGCGAUUAUGAACUGUUUCCUCUCCAGUACAUUGUCAGCCCAAAGAGUGGUGAAGAGCCCAGCAUGCUCGUUGCGAGUUUGAGUGUUCUCGCGCCGAGUUCAUGGAGUCAUCAGCCUACUUGUCCCGGCCGUAUGCGCGUCGUGGUGACCAUCAUAGAUCGCCAACUCGAUCGCACGCUGAGCAGUGGUGGCCACGUGGUGUACAGUCAUGAGCUCCCGGUGCACACCGAAGGGAAGCAACCGACGGAGACGCUCCUGCACGCCGCUCGUGUGCAUGUGAUGCAAAUGCGCAAGACUUGUUUGAUUCCCACCGCCAGAUGGACGCGAAAUGCGUCGACAAUGACGAAUACAAACGUCGUCAUGACUGGGCGGUCCGCCUCCACGAUAAAACACCCAACGCUGCCCAUUUGCAUCGUUGGCUAUGGCAUUCGCUCAACGCAAGAUUGAUGAAAACGCAGGAUUGAUGAAAUGUAUGAUACGAUUUGACUAUGUAGUUCUACGCUGUAAUACAAC